Messenger RNA from Rhagoletis pomonella (apple maggot), 853 nucleotides. RefSeq lists its product as uncharacterized. The transcript has a single exon. Gene Ontology annotation, molecular function: catalytic activity. NCBI's taxonomy places the organism in Eukaryota, Metazoa, Arthropoda, Insecta, Diptera, Tephritidae. The annotation marks the transcript as partial. The record is from RefSeq and is a predicted model, not a curated record.
AGGACGUCGAACUGGCGUGGCUGGAGCGGACUUUGGAGGAUGAAGAUCCUGCAAAUAAACCUCCAACAUUCUAAGGCGGCGUCCGCAAAUCUCCUUAUCCACCUUGAGCAAGGUGGAGCCGAUGUAGUCCUGAUCCAGGAGCCGUGGCUAAGCAGUAGCGGUAUCUCCGGGAUCAGGACGCCUAAUUUCAAGCUGAUGGUGCAGAAUCAAGCAGGUAGACCAAGAUCCUGCAUGCUCAUCAGAAACGAACUCAAAGCACUAAUUCUACCUAAUUUCAGCAACGAGGACAUUGUGACUGUCAGCCUGGAUAGCGGUGCCGGAAAGCUCUGGAUCAUAUCCGCUUACAUGGCUCAUGAUGACGAGGUGGAACCACCUCCAUUACUGCUGCGUGAAGCCAUAGCCGAAGCGAGGCGACGGAAAGCCGACGUAAUUAUUGGGUCGGAUGCAAAUUCACGACAUUCGUGCUGGGGAAGCUCAGACAUAAAUGCAAGAGGUGAGUCACUUUUUGAUUAUAUUCUAAGUGUAGACUUAUGUAUCUGUAAUAGAGGAAACGAACCGACCUUUAUCACCGCGGCAAGGCAAGAGGUCCUUGACCUCACCCUAGCCUCGUCUUCUGUAAUAUCCCGCGUUUCUGACUGGAGGGUUCUUAAUGAUCACUCCUUUUCGGACCAUAGGUAUAUUCAGUUUUUUCUGGACGAAGAUCGUCCCAAAAGUAUCCCCUUUAGGAACCUUAGGAGAACAAAUUGGGACCUCUAUAGUAAAAAACUUCGGGAAUUACUCCCAGAGGCCCCCCAGGAGAGCUUAAGCACCGAAGGCUCGAUUGAUGUUAUGGUGGAAAAGUUUACAUCAGCUU